AAGACCAACAGUUCCAGUACAUCUUGAAUUCUUCGUCAGCUUCUGCCCAAAGCGGAUUGUGUCGUACAGGCGGCGAGUGAUCUAGUAUAUCGUCUUGCUUCGAAUCCGGGCUAUACACCCCUUCAGCUUCAUACCCCAACUAUCCAGCGCAGGAAGCUAUAUCUGGUCGAAUCGGACAAUGAAAGUGAUCAGCAAUCGUGUUCGUUCGCCACAGAGUGGGGACACUACACUCAUAUCCGAGACCGUCGAGGAGCCCACUCAGAACGCAAUCGCUACUCGUCUUCCUCCUGAGGUUUUGCUCCAGGUUUUUCUCGACUGCGUAGAGGAAGAUGCAGAAGAAGAGGCCGAUGGAUUCAGUGCCGCCUGGAUUCAGAGCCUCGCCCACGUCUGUCACUACUGGCGGGAACUAGCCCUCGACUACCCAUUGCUAUGGUCCAACAUUGUCUUCACUCGUUCCUCCAAGAUCCUUCCCCUGAAGAUGCUUGAGUUGUCGAGGAACGUUCCCAUCAGCAUUCGCGUCAAUCUUGGAUGUGCCCCGCACUCAAAGUUGUACGAAAGCGUACAAGAAGUUCUACACCAUGCACCCCGUGCCAAGGAAAUCAGUCUGGAAAGUGUGGAUUCCGAGCGGUUUAAUAACCUGCUCGCAUCCCUUCCGGCUUCCUUCCCCUUCCUGGAGCGUCUUUCGUUGAAAGGCAUCCUGCUUGACUCACGAAUGAUGGCUUUCCAAGUGCCAUCACAACUCUUCACGAACGACCCCCUGUCGCUUCGCUCGCUAACACUUCACCACUGUGCUACCACAUUCGACGAACAACUCUUUCCUGUCCAUUGCCAUAAACUCGUGAAUCUGGAUCUGUGCCACGUAGGACCGUUGCGCUGUGAUACCAUUCUGACUAUCCUCGAGAACGCUACCAACUUGGAGACGAUAUCCAUUGACAGCGUCACCGGUUUCAUGCCCACGGGAGGUCUACCCGAACCACAGCCCAAUCAAAUUGUGGACCUACCGAACCUCACUCGCCUUGCCCUCUGUGACCAAGCCUUCGCUGUAUUCUCUCUCCUGCGCUACCUUUCUUUCCCUAUCCAAGCGGUCAUCAAUCUACGAUUCAGCAUAGGCACCUUCCUACCAUUCCCCAUCUUUUCCCUCCUCACCUCACAUCUAGCGCGCUCACCCCCCAUGCAAAGUAUCUUACUCCACGCUCAAGACUUCCGCGCCCGUCGUGGGCUUCGUGUCAUGGCAUGGAACAAGAACAUCCCUCCGGAGUAUUUUUACAUCGAAGACCUACCUGCACCCAAAUUAGACGUUCAUUUCUCAUGCACGGACGGUUCAGACGACGCAGCGCUCCGCAUAGCUCUCAACGAUCUCCUGCGCUCCGUCACCGUAUCCUCCGUGCACUCCCUCACCAUAGCCCGCAUCACCCAAGUCAUACCCACAGACCUCUGGUCCGGUCUCCUCAGCUCCUUUGCAUCCGUCAGGGACCUCUGCCUCCACGGCUCUACCGCCAUCCGCAACAUCAGCACCGUUCUCGGGUCGUCUAUGUCCCUACUUCCUAAACUCGAGACAUUAACGAUCUACGAGGCAGCAUUCAGGAGUAGUGCUGGGGCGAGGGAUUUCGACUUUUCGGCGCUGAUGGGAUGUUUGAAGGCGAGGGAGAAGAAUGGGAAGAAGGUGCCGAGGUUGGUGGUAUGUUAUUCGGAUGCGAGGAGGGAGGAUAUGGAGGUGCUUGCGGGGUGUGCGACCGAGUUUGUGUGGGAUGGGAGUCAGCAGGGUAGGCAGAGCGUGCCGGUGCCUUGAAAUAUCAAGCGACGUGUUGUCAAUCUGUGACCGGGGAAGUAGGGUGACCAGCUCGAGUCGAGCUCGCGUUUGUGAAACUUGUAAGUUGACGGUGCAUCUCUUUGUAUCUGGCCAGAAAAUCCCAUUUGAGACGUUGUAUACUCUGCUGUACUGGUAUCGGAGAAUUUCUACUAUGUUGUAACAUUGUGCGUAUGUAGUAUCAUUAUCGCU
This is a messenger RNA of Stereum hirsutum FP-91666 SS1, 1999 nucleotides long. RefSeq lists its product as uncharacterized. The record is from RefSeq and is a predicted model, not a curated record. Gene Ontology annotation, molecular function: protein binding. The transcript has 3 exons. Bases 179 to 1789 code for a protein of 536 amino acids. Lineage: Eukaryota; Fungi; Basidiomycota; Agaricomycetes; Russulales; Stereaceae.